CUAUUGGGAAUUGGAAGCGUCUGAUUUCGAUUUCCUGUACCGUCAUUCACUGACCAUGACCAUUGUCUAUUGCAUCGCCUAUGUGAUUGUGUUCCUUGUGGGUCUGGUGGGCAAUAGCUUUGUCAUAGCCGUUGUCCUACGCAUGAGGAAUAUGCGCACGGUGACGAAUUAUUUUAUUGUUAAUCUGGCGAUAGCCGAUAUUCUGGUCAUAGUCUUUUGUUUGCCGGCCACAUUGAUGAGCAACAUAUUUGUACCUUGGAUUCUGGGCUGGCUUAUGUGUAAGACGGUACCCUACAUACAGGGUGUAUCGGUGGCGGCAUCCGUUUACAGUCUUAUUGCUGUUUCAUUGGAUAGAUUCAUUGCCAUCUGGUGGCCUCUACGACAAUUGUCGAAAAGUCGAGCUCGCUUUAUGAUUUUGUGCAUUUGGAUUAUUGCAUUUGGCACCACCAUACCGUGGGCCCUAUACUUUGAUUUAGUACCCGCCACCGAGGCAUUCCCAGCUGCUCCGGAUAUGUAUCUGUGUCAAGAGGUCUGGCCACCGGGCACCAGUGGCAAUUUGUAUUUUUUGUUGGCCCAUCUGAUGGCCUGCUAUGUCGUGCCCAUGGUAUUGAUAACCUUGUGCUAUGUCCUAAUCUGGAUUAAGGUGUCAACGCGCUCCAUACCUGGUGACACCAAGGAUGCACAAAUGGAUCGAAUGCAGCAAAAGUCCAAAGUGAAGGUUAUCAAAAUGUUGGUGGCCGUGGUCAUAUUGUUUGUGUUAUCCUGGCUGCCGCUUUAUGUAAUAUUUGCUCGUAUCAAAUUUGGCGGAGAAAUUUCCAUGGAGGAGAGUGAAAUCUUGAACAAGGUUACACCGUUCGCUCAGUGGCUGGGUUCAUCCAAUUCGUGCAUCAAUCCUAUACUCUAUGCAUUCUUUAACAAAAAAUACCGACGAGGUUUCGCUGCCAUUAUUAAGUCACGGUCCUGUUGCGGUCGUUUAAGGUACUAUGAGAAUGUGGCCAUAGCAUCAUCCACCACCAGUACCAGCCGCCGUAAAUCAUCCCAUUAUCACAAUGGAUCACGCAAAAGUCCCAGCAGUCCUGGCCUACGAAAGACCAAUGCCGUGUCAUAUAUCUACGAACACAACUCGUUGCGGCGCCACAAUCUAAUGUGCAAACAGGAUAGCAACUUGUCGCAGCAAAUGUUGUUGAAACAGGACUCGCAUGGUUCGCGACAAUAUCUGGUCAAACAGGAGAGUGCCUCCAGUGAUGGCUCUCGUCGGCUGUUGUGUCAACAGGAUAGCAACGGCUCAAAGGUAUCGCUGUCGAAGCAAGAUUCUGUGGUAUCCUACUAUUUGGAGAAUAAACGUGCUGGUCACAAUCUUCAAGAUUCAUUUGCAACACAGGAUUCCAUAUCGGUUGAGUCACGUCGCAAUACAAUGUCACGUGCGAAUGACAAUGGCAGUGGUACGCCGGCAGUUGGUUCGCUAUUGGAACAUAAACGCCAGAAAUUUGUUAAACAAGAUUCGGUUAUAUCGUUUGUGGAUCAGAGGCCAGAACCCCGUCGUCAUCAAUUGGUCAAACAAGAUUCCGUUAUAUCUUUUGCCGAUCAACGUCGUGGUCUACUAAAUAAACAGGAUUCCAUUAUUGGAUGCUCUAGCCGGUCUGGAGAUGGUACUGGUCAUCAUGUUUCGAUUCUUAAGAAAACCGAUUCACAGCUUAGCAGCGGUAGUUUUAGCUCACCAAGACGUAACAUUGAAAUUUACGAAUAA
Messenger RNA from Musca vetustissima, 1747 nucleotides. It is a transcript of the gene SIFaR, whose product is annotated as neuropeptide SIFamide receptor. The record is from RefSeq and is a predicted model, not a curated record. The transcript is spliced from 6 exons. The coding region runs from base 56 to 1747 and encodes 563 amino acids. Gene Ontology annotation, biological process: G protein-coupled receptor signaling pathway. Gene Ontology annotation, molecular function: peptide binding; neuropeptide Y receptor activity. Lineage: Eukaryota; Metazoa; Arthropoda; Insecta; Diptera; Muscidae. Gene Ontology annotation, cellular component: membrane.